UCUACGGAUGUAAUGGGCGUGUCCUGUACCCGAGGAUCAAUACUGAUGGGUUCGAGGACGUAAAAGCCCAGUUCAUAUGCGUUUAAGUACCCCAGUGCUUCUCAAACGCUUAGAUAUAUGGUCGUCUGACCGCUAACGAGACCCAUUCACAACAUGCCCACCCGAACCUACAUCUUCAAAGUUGAUCUUCUUGAAUCUCGAGACCCACAAAUCUCGAGGACCUUUUCCAUACCCGCAUCAUGGACGUUUCAAAAGCUUCACGCUGCCAUUCAGCAUGUCUUCAUGUGGCAGAACGAGCACCUCCACGUAUUUACGUUCCAAAUUCCAAUUGGAGGGGGUAGAAACCAGGUCGUAUCGAUACAAGAUACGGACAUGAUGGGGCGGGAUGAUGAAGGAGACGAUAUCGUCCUUGAUGAGAAAACAGUCAAGCUCAAGGACGUGUGGGAAGAGAGCGGGAGGUAUCGCAAGCAUGUUACCAACAACAGAACCCUAGGGGGCUGCUUCUAUGAAUACGACUUUGGUGAUGCUUGGGAGCACGAAAUCACCUUGCUAUCUACCGUCAUGUCUAAUGCCAAAGAAGUUUCAGUCCUCGAGGUAUCUGGUUGUGCACCUCUCGAGAACAGCCACGGAGUAAUGGGAUGGGAGGGCCUCAAAAGAGCCUUCGCAGAUCCUAACCCAAAUGACGUGUCCCUCGAAGCAAGGAGGUUAUCAUGGCUAGUUUCGCCUCUCGGGGGCGCAUUCCACCCUUCUAUCGCCCCGACUACACAGCAGCUCAAUAUACCUGGGCUAUUUGACCGACGGUUCAGAGAGAUCCGCAAGGGCCUUCUAUGAUUUGUGCCAUUGUGGCGCGGCCGCCUUGGGUUAUAAUUAUCAGAUCGUGCGCUGCACAGUCACUACGGCUUUAUGUAUAAUAUGAGGAUAGUACUCACCAUCGUUAAUUAGGACGUACUUACUUACUUUGAAAGCCACUGUAAAAUACCUAGAGCAGUACAGCGUAUUUGCUGCUGCUAUGUAGUACUAGAAGGAUACCCAAUCCUUGAUUGUAGUCUUUAGAUCCCAGAGCUCGUGCAGGCCAUUGAAUGUUCACAUAACGGAUCGGAUCAUAUAAUAGCCAGCGAGUAGAAGAGACUCAAAGCGGUGAGCUGAGACGUGGUGGUGAGCGCUGGAAACCUGCACGAUGCAGCUGGACCCUGGCCGCAAAGGUCCGAGUCGGGUCCUUGGUACGCCUGGUCA
Suillus paluster is the source of this 1233-nucleotide messenger RNA. Its product is annotated as MM3350-like domain-containing protein. The record is from RefSeq and is a predicted model, not a curated record. The transcript is spliced from 2 exons. The coding region runs from base 154 to 831 and encodes 225 amino acids. Lineage: Eukaryota; Fungi; Basidiomycota; Agaricomycetes; Boletales; Suillaceae.